AUGAUGUCCUGGUUUUUUCUUCGUCCAUUGACCAACAUUUCAAACAUCUUAAUCUAUUUCUUGAAGUCACUCGACGUAACGGUCUGGCUGUCUCUAAACCAAAACUUUGUCUUUUUCAAACUAAGAUACGUUUUUUUGGGUCACUACAUUAGUCAAGGAACAAUUGUUCCAAUCGAAAGAUCUCUUCAAUUUGCAUAUAAAUUUCCUGAUAAAAUUUUAGACAAAAAUCAAUUACAACGGUUCCUGGGUAGUUUAAAUUAUGUCCUUGAAUUUUAUCCCAACAUCAAUCUUCUUUGUAAACCUCUCCAUGAUAGAUUGAAAAAGAGUCCCCCUCCCUGGAGUGACCAGCAUACCAAAAUAGUUCAGCAAAUUAAGAGGCAGGUUCAGAGUCUCCCAUGCCUUCACAUAAGUGAUCCUUCUCUCCCUAAAAUCGUCGAAACCGAUGCCUCUGACCUAGGAUAUGGAGGAAUCCUUAAGCAGAUUCAAAAUGAUAAGGAGUUGUUGGUACGCUUUACUUCUAAACAUUGGAACCCUACCCAAAUCAAUUACUCCACUGUCAAAAAAGAACUGUUUGCUAUUGUUUUAUGCAUCUCAAAAUUUCAGCAUGAUUUGCUCAAUCAAAUUUUUUUACUACGCAUUGAUUGCGAAUCAGCAAAAUACAUUUUGGAAAAAGAUGUUCAAAAUAUUGGUUCUAAACAAAUAUUUGCACGAUGGCAAGCCAUCCUUAGCAUUUUUUAUUUCGACAUACAAUUUAUAAAUGGUUCUUCAAACUCUCUUCCAGACUUCCUUACUCUGGAAUUUUUGCAUGGAGGACGAAGUGUAGAAAACUCUCAGGCAUGCAAUCCUCAAUCAUAA
This is a messenger RNA of Linum tenue, 855 nucleotides long. NCBI's taxonomy places the organism in Eukaryota, Viridiplantae, Streptophyta, Magnoliopsida, Malpighiales, Linaceae. The record is from the annotation of a GenBank genome assembly.